AUGGAUGUGCUAGAUUCUCAAAGGCAGGUAAGCGGCGUAUGCUUCGACCUUCUUCUUCAAGAACUUGUGCCGUUAUCCUUGAGAGUGUCGCAUUUUGAUGACAAAAAAGGGCAACUACAAGAAACCGACAAGGACUAUCAAACACGUAUUGAUACCAAGCUACUGCAAUUAGAUGGUGAUUACCCUGGCACUGUUGCAAUAUACGACUCAAAGACCCUCAAUGAAGAUGAGGAGACGCUCAAGGUAGAAGCUUACGGCUAUUCAACCGGCCUUCGACUCACAGAGGUUUUGAUGUACAAGGCAGGCAAUCUGCUCAACAAAAUUGUUGACAUCUUGGACAUAAUGAAGUUUGUUUGUCGAGAUGUCUGGAAAUGUCUGUUUAACAAGCAAAUGGAUAACCUUCGAACGAAUCAUCGUGGUACGUUUGUCCUCAUAGAUAACGAGCAUAGGCUUAUAUCUCGCUUAAACAGCUCGAAGGGCAAUCCAGAUUCAAUAAGCAAGGCACGCUCGUAUUUGUGGUUUUCCUGCGGUCUUAUACGAGGCGUCUUGAUGAGCUUUGGUGUGGAAGCACACGUUUCAGCUGAGAUCUCGCAAUUCCCUUCUGUCAUUUUCAACAUCCAAACUACGAUAAAUAACUAA
Candidozyma auris is the source of this 639-nucleotide messenger RNA. It is a transcript of the gene TRS33, whose product is annotated as Trs33p. The record is from RefSeq and is a predicted model, not a curated record. Lineage: Eukaryota; Fungi; Ascomycota; Pichiomycetes; Serinales; Metschnikowiaceae. Bases 1 to 639 code for a protein of 212 amino acids. The transcript has a single exon. Gene Ontology annotation, cellular component: trans-Golgi network; TRAPP complex; cis-Golgi network. Gene Ontology annotation, biological process: endoplasmic reticulum to Golgi vesicle-mediated transport; regulation of GTPase activity.